UCAUUGGCUCCCUCGCCUGCCUCCCCUCCACGGCUUCACCUACUCAACAGUAUCACACUCCCCCCACCACACCGGGGCACCACACCUCGCCGCACCGCCACCACCGCCCCAUAAAAGUGUGUUCUUGGCCACACGCGCGUCUAAAACCAGCUCGCAAGCGUUUCUUGGCAAAGCGGCGGCGGCGGCGACGCGUCGACGGCAAGAUGAUCACCGGCACGGACUUCUACCACGUGAUGACGGCCAUGGUGCCGCUGUAUGUCGCCAUGAUCCUGGCGUACGGCUCCGUCAAGUGGUGGCGCAUCUUCACGCCGGACCAGUGCUCGGGGAUCAACCGCUUCGUGGCGCUCUUCGCUGUGCCGCUGCUCUCCUUCCACUUCAUCUCCACCAACAACCCUUACACCAUGAACCUCCGCUUCAUCGCCGCUGACACGCUGCAGAAGCUCAUCGUCCUUGCGCUGCUCACCGUGUGGAGCUACCUCUCCCGCCGGGGCUGCCUCGAGUGGACCAUCACGCUCUUCUCCCUCUCCACGCUGCCCAACACGCUCGUCAUGGGCAUCCCGCUGCUCAAGGGCAUGUACGGUGACUUCUCCGGCAGCCUCAUGGUGCAGAUCGUCGUGCUCCAGUGCAUCAUCUGGUACACGCUCAUGCUCUUUAUGUUUGAGUACCGCGGCGCCAGGAUCCUCAUCACCGAGCAGUUCCCGGACACGGCGGGCGCCAUCGCGUCCAUCGUCGUGGACCCCGACGUGGUGUCGCUCGACGGGCGGAACGACGCCAUCGAGACGGAGGCCGAAGUGAAGGAGGACGGCAAGAUACACGUCACCGUGCGCCGCUCCAACGCGUCGCGCUCGGACAUCUACUCGCGCCGGUCCAUGGGGUUCUCCAGCACCACGCCGCGGCCUAGCAACCUGACCAACGCCGAGAUCUACUCGCUGCAGUCGUCGCGGAAUCCCACGCCGCGGGGCUCCAGCUUCAACCACACCGACUUCUACUCCAUGGUCGGACGCAGCUCCAACUUCGCCGCCGGGGACGCGUUCGGCGUGCGCACCGGCGCCACACCCAGGCCGUCCAACUACGAGGAGGACGCGCCAGGCAAGGCCAACAAGUACGGCCAGUACCCGGCGCCCAACCCGGCCAUGGCGGCGCCGCCCAAGACCAAGAAGACCGCGAAUGGGCAGGCCAAGGGCGAGGACGGCAAGGACCUGCACAUGUUCGUCUGGAGCUCCAGCGCGUCGCCCGUGUCCGACGUGUUCGCGAACGGCGCCACCGAGUACAAUGACGCCGCCGCUGUCAAGGAGGUCCGCAUGGCCGUCGCCUCCCCGCGCAAAGUUGCAACGGACGGGAGGAAGGAGAGGGGCGAGGAGUACGCAGAGCGCGACGACUUCAGCUUCGGGAACAGGGGCAUGGGGGAGAGGGACGCGGAGGCCGGCAGCGAGAAGGCGGCGGCUGCGGCGAUCGAGCAGGGGAGGGCCGGCGUGGCAGCGCCCGCGGCGAUGCCGCCGACGAGCGUGAUGACGCGGCUCAUCCUGAUCAUGGUGUGGCGCAAGCUCAUCCGCAACCCCAACACCUACUCCAGCCUCAUUGGACUCAUCUGGUCACUUGUCUGCUUCCGGUGGAACUUCGAGAUGCCGGCGAUCAUCCUGAAGUCCAUCUCAAUCCUGUCGGACGCUGGCCUCGGCAUGGCCAUGUUCAGCCUCGGGCUGUUCAUGGCGCUGCAGCCGCGGAUCAUCGCGUGCGGGAACAGGGUGGCGACGUUCGCCAUGGCCGUGCGGUUUCUGACCGGCCCGGCCGUCAUGGCCGCCGCCUCCUUCGCCGUCGGCCUCCGCGGGACGCUCCUCCACGUCGCCAUCGUGCAGGCAGCGCUGCCGCAGGGCAUUGUCCCCUUCGUCUUCGCCAAGGAGUACGGCGUGCACCCUGACAUCCUCAGCACGGCAGUCAUCUUCGGCAUGCUCAUCGCGCUGCCCAUCACGCUGGUGUACUACAUCCUGCUGGGGCUGUAAAGAAACAACAAGCCAAGCUGUUGCUGCAGGUCACAGCUAGCCAUGCCGGAUGGGUUAGGUGACAGGAGGGGGCAUGGGAGCUGCAGCGACUGCAAGUGCGUGCAGGGGAGGACACGGAGGAGGUUAACUAGGAUUACUAUUCUUAGGUGUAGAGAUCAUGGAAGGCGAUUAGAGAAGAAAAAUGUUCAGGACAAGAGUCGGGUACUUGGGUUGAAGGAGGGCCCGGGAGUUGACAGAGGUACAGAGCUUCCGGUUGUUCAGGCUGUAAGGUUGAUUUGAGGUUUUAGGAGGUUGUGAUGGGGAGUUUGCCAUGGAUGGUUGGGCUCGUCUUGUACAAUGGAUGGAUGUCACUUUGAUGGAAUGCUAGAGUUCUUGUUCA
Phragmites australis (common reed) is the source of this 2376-nucleotide messenger RNA. RefSeq names its product probable auxin efflux carrier component 1c. Gene Ontology annotation, biological process: auxin polar transport; auxin export across the plasma membrane. NCBI's taxonomy places the organism in Eukaryota, Viridiplantae, Streptophyta, Magnoliopsida, Poales, Poaceae. Gene Ontology annotation, molecular function: auxin efflux transmembrane transporter activity. The record is from RefSeq and is a predicted model, not a curated record. The transcript has 6 exons. The coding region runs from base 204 to 1997 and encodes 597 amino acids. Gene Ontology annotation, cellular component: plasma membrane; endoplasmic reticulum.